Molecule: messenger RNA, 411 nt
Organism: Necator americanus (New World hookworm)
Lineage: Eukaryota; Metazoa; Nematoda; Chromadorea; Rhabditida; Ancylostomatidae
Exons: 1
Coding region: 1-411 (136 amino acids)
Source: RefSeq, a predicted model, not a curated record
AUGGUAGCGCCAGGUAGGACGGGGUUGCAGGAGUCAUAUAGGCUACCGAAACGGAAAACGACUACGAUGGCGAUCUGUACUUCUAACGUACGUACGCUUGCAUCGGAAGCGGCUAUCGAAGAUAUGAUGAUGCAAGCCAAGAAGAUCAAGUACGACGUCAUUGGAAUGACCGAGAAGAGACGACGUCACCAUCUCAACGCCGUAUAUGAAACUGGAGAAGAACUGUUCUUAGGAACAUGCGACAGUAGAGGUGUUGGUGGAGUUGGCAUCCUCGUCAACACGAGUAUGGCAAAGAACAACGACUCUUUCGAACAACUUACGACCCGAAUCGGACGUCUGCUGCGGAUGAGAAGAUCCAACACCAGCUUUGACUAUCUUCGUCGCUUACGCUCCAACAUCAAGCUACGAUGA